Didymodactylos carnosus is the source of this 240-nucleotide messenger RNA. The record is from the annotation of a GenBank genome assembly. NCBI's taxonomy places the organism in Eukaryota, Metazoa, Rotifera, Eurotatoria, Philodinida, Philodinidae.
AUGGAUAAUGUUUUGGUGCAGACGGUACCUACUGGCGAAAUACUUCCGACCGCUAACCUUACGUGGAAUAAGUACGGUACAUCGUUUGUAGCACCUAAUUCGUCGGUUAUAUUACAUAUGAUCUCAAAUGCUAAUGGUGGCGAUGGAAAUGAUUUCGUUGUUGAUGAUAUAACAGUGGCUCCUUGUUUAACCCCAGUCUGUGGCGGUUACGUACUUAACUGGGGUCAACAAGCGGACUAA